Anopheles darlingi is the source of this 743-nucleotide messenger RNA. RefSeq lists its product as uncharacterized. The coding region runs from base 154 to 705 and encodes 183 amino acids. The record is from RefSeq and is a predicted model, not a curated record. Lineage: Eukaryota; Metazoa; Arthropoda; Insecta; Diptera; Culicidae. The transcript is spliced from 2 exons.
AGUAAACAAACCGGAACGGAAAAAUAUGUGCCGUGGAUUAUGGCAAAUUAACUUUAUUUUAUCGAAAAAUGCAGUAAUGGUUUAGUACAAAUAGUGAAUUAAUAUAUUCCUAUUAUAUUAAUUUGAAAUACAGUGAGUUUAAAUACGAAAAGAAUGGACGAGUCCGUCACACAACAGUCCUGUCCAAAACAACAGGAUGGUUCCGUUGGUUUACCGACACCGGGAGACGAGCAAAAAACAUUAAAGUUGUCCAAUCCAACCAGCACACCUGACGUUUUAGCAGAUGACGCUCUGAGCACUAAACAUACCAAGCAGGAGAUUGCCAUUAAGCAGGAGAUCAAACAAGAGCUACAGGACGAUACACUUCAAGAUGUUCCAAUACAGGAUGAUGGGCUGCCGUCUAUUCCGCCGUACAAUGUUAUGGCCGAGGCCAGCCAACAGGGUCACGAUCGAUUGACGGACAAUCGGGACCAUCCAUUCGAUGUUUUUGGACGAUACGUUGCUUUUCUCCUGCAUAAAAUGCCACACGAGAAAGCUGUUCGUGCGCAGCAAGAAAUGCUGAAUUGCGUAUUACGAGCUAAACAAGGCACAGGCAUGGAGAACGGCUCAGCUUCUGAGGAUACUUCCGACACCGCGUCAUCCGAAGUAAUCGACGACGCGAUGGACAUCAAAUCGGAAUCGUCUCUAUCGCUGUACGGUGAUUGAAACCGCUUUCGAUAAUAUGUGUUCAGUAAAAUAAAAUU